AUGCAUCUCCAAACCCUCCUCCCCGUUCUCUCUGCCUUAGGAACAACAGCUGCCAUUACCUCCCAACCCCCAGCGCAUCUCUGGGCAACCCACUACAGUGGCAAUGUUUACUCUCUGACUCUGAAAGACAAUGAUCUAUCCAUAUCACAAACCCUCGACACCUGUGGCGACAUGCCAAGUUGGCUGACCCUAGACGCGCACACACGUACCGUCUACUGCACCGACGAGAGCGGCAGCGCCGAUCCUUCCACGCAUGGCUCACUGACAGCCCUGCAUGUCCAGCCAGACGGCACGCUGCGCGAAGGCGCUGUCGCGAGUGCUGUCGGUGGCGGCGUGAAUAGUGUUAUCUAUAAGGCGGAUGGGGGAAAAAGUAUCUUGCGGUUGCGCAUUAGCUCAGCUAUCUCAACAUUUUCCCUACCAAUCAAACAAAACCAACCAACCCUGCAAGCCUUCCAUUUCAAUUUGACCAGGCCGGGUAAAGUUCCCCAGCAGGACUCGUCGCACCCACACCAAGUCUUCCUUGACCCGACCGGCUCGUUCAUCCUCAGUCCUGACUUAGGUGCGGAUCUGCUGCGCGUAUACGCGAUCGAGGAUGGCCAGUCGGGAAAGCUGUCGGAGUGUCCGAGCGUGAAUGUUACCUUCGGCAGUGGGCCACGACACGGCGUGUUCUGGACAGAUGGUAGCGAUUGGUCGGUUGGGGCAUGGUCCUCCCGCUCGCAGAAGACGAAGGCUAUCGGCGAGACAAUGAUGUAUCUUGCUAACGAGAUCGGGGGUACGGUGAUGGUGUUUGAUGUCUCGUAUCCAAGGUCUGGGUGUUUGUCUUUUGAGAAGACCCAGACGAUGGUGCCGUAUCCUGGGGGUGUUAUGCCCGAGGGUGCGACGCCGGCUGGGAUUAGUAGGAUUGGGGAUGACUUUUAUGUUUCGAUUCGGAGUGAUCAAGGGUUCGCGCCGAGUGAUUCCAUGGCUGUGCUUGAUCGGUCGCCGGAAGAUGGGUCGCUUGAGUUGCGAGGCUCGUCUUCUGCGCUUGGGAAAGUGCCGCGGACCUUUGUAAUUAACCGGGCCGGGGAUUUGGUUGCUAUUGGCAAUCAGGCUUCUGCGACGGUUGCGAUUGUGCGUCGGGAUCCGAAGACGGGGAAUCUGGGCGAGGAGGUUGCUACUCUACAGGUUGGCGAGCCUGGGAAGGUUGGGACUGCGGAGGGUCUCAGCAGUGUCAUUUGGGACGAAUAG
Messenger RNA from Penicillium coprophilum, 1227 nucleotides. Its product is annotated as Cytochrome cd1-nitrite reductase-like C-terminal heme d1. The transcript has 2 exons. The record is from RefSeq and is a predicted model, not a curated record. Gene Ontology annotation, molecular function: 6-phosphogluconolactonase activity; protein binding. Lineage: Eukaryota; Fungi; Ascomycota; Eurotiomycetes; Eurotiales; Aspergillaceae. The coding region runs from base 1 to 1227 and encodes 408 amino acids.